AUGUGUCUUAUCGUAAAAUCCUAUAGAGGCGGCUUAUCUGCGUUCUAUCCAUACGACAGGCUACAAAAACCACAGGGAAAACUCGCACGAUUGCGAGCACAACUUCUCGAGCCCACCGCCGGAGCUGGAUCUGGUGGUGGCUCAGGAUUUGAUGUGAGCAAAAGUGGCGAUGCACGAAUAUCACUCGUGGGAUUCCCAUCAGUGGGCAAGUCAACCCUUUUAUCAAAGAUUACCAAGACAAAAAGCGAGGUUGCAGCGUACUCUUUCACCACGCUCACUGCGAUCCCUGGAGUUUUGGAGUAUGGGGGUGCUGAAAUUCAAAUUCUCGAUUUGCCGGGUAUUAUUGAGGGUGCUGCGGAAGGGAAGGGGAGGGGAAGGCAGGUUAUAUCUGCGGCUAAGACUAGCGAUCUAAUCAUGAUGAUACUUGAUGCUACAAAACGCGCUGAGCAACGGGCUCUCCUGGAAGCUGAAUUAGAGGCUGUUGGUAUUCGGUUGAAUAGAGACCCUCCCAAUAUCUACUUAAAAGUGAAAAAGGCAGGUGGAAUGAAAAUCACAUUCCAGUCGCCGCCUAAGAAGCUUGAUGAGAAGAUGCUCUACAACAUUCUACGAGACUACAAGAUUUUGAACUGUGAAGUUUUAGUCCGAGAUGAGAAUGCCACGGUUGAUGAUUUCAUCGAUGUGAUUAUGAAAGACCAUAGGAAAUAUAUUAAAUGUCUCUACGUCUACAACAAAAUAGACAGCAUCAGUGUCGAUUUCCUCGACAAGCUCGCACGGGAGCCUAAUACGUGCGUCAUGAGCUGCGAACUAGACCUGGGCAUUCGAGACGUCGUUGAUCGGUGCUGGAAGGAACUGCAGUUGAUGCGGGUAUACACCAAACGGAAGGGAGUCGACCCUGAUUUUUCCGAGGCGCUAAUUGUCCGAAACAACGCUACGAUUGAGGACGUAUGUGACCGGAUCCAUCGGACGCUGAAGGAUAAUUUUAAGUAUGCGUUGGUUUGGGGCGCCAGUGCGCGACAUGUGCCGCAGCGGGUGGGGUUGGGGCAUGUAGUUGCGGAUGAGGAUGUGGUGUCGAUAGCGACGAAGUGA
Paracoccidioides lutzii Pb01 is the source of this 1086-nucleotide messenger RNA. Its product is annotated as GTP-binding protein. Gene Ontology annotation, molecular function: GTP binding; GTPase activity. The transcript has 7 exons. The record is from RefSeq and is a predicted model, not a curated record. Bases 1 to 1086 code for a protein of 361 amino acids. Gene Ontology annotation, cellular component: cytoplasm. Gene Ontology annotation, biological process: cytoplasmic translation.